ACAGGGGUUUAUUUUGUUCCUAUUUACCAGAGCAGGUGCACCUAGAGUAGCUGCACGUUGCUCUUCGUACGAGAUUUUCUGACAAGCUUCUGGUGUGAAGAUGAGUGACUCACUUGAGAGGACUACAGACUGUCCCUUGCUUCUUCUUGGAGAUGACUUCAGCCGGGACGAGGAGAGGGGCAAUGUGAUCGACUCAAGUGAAUUACGCUGGGAAGAUGGAGGUCUGCCUGUAGAGCUGCAGAAAGGGAUGGAAACCUUACGAGUGAACAGAGAACUGACUGAUGUAAUACUUUGUGUUCAAGGACAGGACUUCCCUUGUCACAGAGCCAUACUCGCUGCAGCCAGUCAGUACUUCAGGGCAAUGUUUUGCAGUGGUCUGAAGGAGAGUCAUGAGGAGCGUGUUGAAAUUAGAGGGUUGGACAGUGGGACUAUGCGCUCUCUCCUGGAAUAUACCUACACCAGCCAAGCGCUCUUCACUUUCUCAAAUGUCCAGAGAAUACUGGAGGCUGCCUGUCAAUUCCAGUUCCUCCGUGUGGUGGAUGCAUGUGCUGGGUUUCUGAGCAAAUCACUGCACCUAGAGAGUUGCAUUGGAAUACUGAAUCUGGCUGAAAGCCAUGCGCUGCUGGCUCUGAAGACCAGCGCUCAGGGCUACAUCAUAUCUCACUUCUCCCAGGUAGUGCAGCAGGAGGACUUCUUGCAAUUGCCAGCAGACUCAAUGGAGACUAUCCUGCAGAGGGACGAUCUUGAUGUGAAGUGUGAGGAGUGUGUUUUUGAGGCACUCAUGCGCUGGAUCAGAGCCCAGUUGGAUGAACGCUGUCCUUUACUGGCCAGGUUGCUUUCCUAUGUACGACUGCCAUUAUUGGAGCCAGCAUACUUUGUAGAAAGAGUGGAGUCGGAUGAACUGAUUCGUCGCUGCACUGAAGUUUUUCCAAUGCUGCAAGAGGCCCGCAUCUAUAACCUCUCCGGCAGAGAGGUGGUCUCUGAACGAACCAAACCCCGUGUGCAGCACUUUCUAUCUGAGGUGUUCCUGAUUAUUGGAGGCUGCACUAAAGAUGAACGCUUCAUCUCCACUGUCACUUGUUUGGACCCUCUCAGACGCAGCAGGCUGGAGGUCGCUAGGCUGCCAAUCACAGAGAUGGAGGAUGAGUCCCAAAACAGAAAAUGGGUGGAGUUUGCUUGCAUUACUUUCCGUAAUGAACUGUACAUAUCUGGAGGUAAAGAAACACAACAUGAUGUUUGGAAAUAUAAUGGUGCCCUGGACAAGUGGAUUCAGAUUGAGCCCCUGACAAUUGGACGCUGGAGACACAAGAUGGCAGUCCAUGGGGGGAAAGUGUAUGCACUGGGUGGAUUUGAUGGAGCGCAGAGACUUGCUAACGUAGAGGCUUAUGAUCCAUUUCACAAUCGUUGGAUGCAGGUGGCACCUCUUGCAGUUGGUGUGAGUUCCUUUGCUGCUGCAAGCUUUGACAGAUGGAUCUAUGUGAUUGGUGGUGGGCCGAACGGAAAGCUGGCAACCGAUAAGGUUCAGUGCUGGGAACCUGGGACAGAUUGUUGGGAACUGCGGGCGCCCAUUCCCAUUGAAACCAAAUGCACUAAUGCAGUCACCUUCAAGAACUGCAUCUAUAUUGUUGGUGGUGCCAUGCACGCCAUGUACUGCUACUCCCCUCUAUCAGACUCCUGGUCACUUGUUACCCGUCUGGGGGAGAGGGCAAGUUGUGCCAUUGCUGCCUGUAGCAACAAACUCUUCAUCACUGGGGGCCGGGAUAACAAGAACCAAGUCAUCUCCACAGUGAUGUGCUGGGAUGUUGACAGAGGAGUGUUGACAGAGGAGUGUGUUUUACCUAUGGGAGUGUCACACCAUGGCAGCGUGACACUCAUGAAGUCCUACACACACAUACACAGGAUAACACCUGCUUCAGAGUGCCAAUGACACAGGCUCAGGGGAACAGGACAUUAUUGUUGAAGAAAAUGGAUGUGAAAUAAUACAUGGAAAGAAAAAUGUUUUAAAUAAAUAUUUUAC
Scomber japonicus (chub mackerel) is the source of this 2017-nucleotide messenger RNA. It is a transcript of the gene klhl6, whose product is annotated as kelch-like family member 6. Gene Ontology annotation, molecular function: protein binding. Bases 101 to 1927 code for a protein of 608 amino acids. NCBI's taxonomy places the organism in Eukaryota, Metazoa, Chordata, Actinopteri, Scombriformes, Scombridae. The record is from RefSeq and is a predicted model, not a curated record. The transcript has 7 exons.